Molecule: messenger RNA, 912 nt
Organism: Kwoniella botswanensis
Lineage: Eukaryota; Fungi; Basidiomycota; Tremellomycetes; Tremellales; Cryptococcaceae
Exons: 8
Coding region: 1-912 (303 amino acids)
Source: RefSeq, a predicted model, not a curated record
AUGACCAUUAUAUGUAUAUAUAGCCUACAUUCGGGUAAAGAAUUCUCUGGUAUACAUACGUCUAGCAUAUUUGUCAAGCCAGUAGCCCCACUAACGCCGCCCAAGCCUAUACCACUUAAGGCGAUGUCUCGCUCCUUUCAGCAGGAGGAUGAACCUAGUAGCUCGUUAGAAUGCUCAACAUUUUGCGGAAACGAUGGUUACUCCUAUUCAGCAUGGAAGGAUGAUGAUUCCCUGUGUUACUGCUCGAACAAUUAUCCACAAGAAUAUUACCUGUUAUCAGGGAGCGAUGCGGCUUGUGAUUCGCCCAGUAAUCUGAAUGUCAGAGUCACCCAAACAUCUUUUAUGAGUACGGGAUGCGUCGAUAGUGUCACAUAUGCAGAGGAUGGAUGGAAUGACUUUCUCGUGCUCAAUCCUAAAGAUUGCUUUAGGAAUUGUAAUGGUGCUUAUGGAGCUACAUACAUUGCGAAUUCCCAAAAUGGAUAUUAUACUUGCCAUUGUCAUUCGGAUGAUUUAGUAGCGACAGGUGACCCUGUGACCUGUUCUGCGUCCAGCUAUUUCUUAUUCUAUCAUUCGCAGGCUGCUCAAGCUUCAGGCUUGACUCGAAGAAGAAUACGGGAUUUCAGAGAGAUGCAGGCUAGAAGAUUACGGCGGGAGAUAGAGUAUUGUCCAUAUGGUCUGACAGCGUGCAAUAUGGAUGGACAUUCGGGCAACUAUGAGUGCCUCGAUACCAAUACCGAACUUGAAUCCUGCGGCGGGUGUCUUUACGGCCAAUAUAACAACCACACUUCAGUGGUUGGUGAAGAUUGUAUCACCAUCGGAGCUGCUCUGGGAGCCUCGUCAUGCAUCAACGGGAAAUGUGUAGCAUCAGCAUGCAAGAAAGGAUUGGCCCUGGUAGGCGGUAGAUGUCAAUAG